GACUGUUAUGACUUUCAAAACAAAUGGACGUGUUGUGCAUGCGCUUUUGAUUGUUCAGAAUGUUUUCCAUCAUCAAUAACGUUUCCUCAAACGCUUUGCACUCUUUCCUACAAUAGGGUUGCGUGAAAAAGACUCCACAGAACUGUACAAUGGCAUCUGGAAGCGAUAAGGAUGCUUCGAAAGAAGGGAAUUUCAGGAUUCCUGGCCUGAGAGGAGCGAAGACCACCACGCUUUUCCGAGCUGUCAACCCUGAGCUCUUCAUUAAACCAAACAAGCCUGUGAUGGCCUUUGGACUUAUAACAAUCACCUUGUGUGUGGGCUACCUUGGCUACCUUCACGCCACCAAAGAGAACGACCAGCAGCUGUAUGAAGCUAUUGACAGUGAAGGGGAGAAGAACAUGAGGAGGAAAACCUCGAAAUGGGACUGAUCACAUCAGAUAUGCAAUAUAUCCUGAACAUUAUUGUGGGAAAAUGGCUUGGGCUGAAAGCACUUGAUCUGUGUAUAAAAUGAUUAUGGUUAUUACAUUUUGUUAAAAUUAGGCAAUAGCUAUUGGAUUCAUUUAUUAAACUAUUGAAGCCUCAAUUUACAUUAGAGAAUAAAUACAACAAGGUAAACCCAUAGAAACCCUAUAGAGGAUUCCACAUCAAGAAAGAGCUGACCAGUGUUGAAACAGCACCAUAGAUUGCAUCACAAUUAGUUUUUUUCUUUUUCAGACAUGCAUUUGGAGUCAAAUGUACUUAUAUAUUGUUUUGUUCUUCUACAGUGCAGCAUUUUAAGUACUUUAAACAUAUCUCUGUAGCUAGUUUUAAAUAAAGCAAGAUAUCCCACCCUAUGGGUUGGGAGUUAAUGCUUCAAUAA
Coregonus clupeaformis (lake whitefish) is the source of this 859-nucleotide messenger RNA. RefSeq names its product small integral membrane protein 8. Bases 150 to 428 code for a protein of 92 amino acids. The transcript is spliced from 2 exons. NCBI's taxonomy places the organism in Eukaryota, Metazoa, Chordata, Actinopteri, Salmoniformes, Salmonidae. The record is from RefSeq and is a predicted model, not a curated record.